Messenger RNA from Culicoides brevitarsis, 1117 nucleotides. RefSeq lists its product as uncharacterized. The record is from RefSeq and is a predicted model, not a curated record. The transcript is spliced from 2 exons. NCBI's taxonomy places the organism in Eukaryota, Metazoa, Arthropoda, Insecta, Diptera, Ceratopogonidae. Bases 155 to 925 code for a protein of 256 amino acids.
AAUGUGAAAUAGCUUGAAUGAAAGAAUGAGAGGGAACAACAACAAAUUUAGUGUUUGAAUCACUUUUUCUAUUCCGCUCUUCAUUCGAGGAUUUAAGUGAAAAAUACGUAUCGCGGAGUGGAAUUUCCAUCCCUUUUUCAGACCUGAAGAAAAAAUGGAACCAAUAACGCAACAACCGACUUCAAGUAAUUCCGGUGGACUAGUUCCUUCCAUUGAAAGAGCCAUCCUCAGAUUGGGCACAAACCAAGAAAUUCCCGAAGUAACAAAUUCAUCAAAUACCAUAAGUAACGACAAUCCUCCUUCGUACUCGUCGUUAUUCCCUGAAACACAAUCAACCGCCGAUGCAAACAUUUCCCGGACCUUUCAAACGAACGAUUGGAAAGAAAUUCGCAUAAAUGGCCUCCAACUCUUCAAAGAUUUGUCCGAUGCGGAUCAAAAAUUGCUCGAAGAAGCCGUUAUUGCUCCAGACGCCACAGUUUUUAGCGCUAAAAUUGCCUUGGAAGUCGCCGAGGACCAAAAAUGCACAAAUUUUGAGAGUUUUCUGAAGAUUUUUGACUUUGUGAAGCAGUAUUUGCAACUCAAGAACGAACAAAACGCAAAAAGUACACUGCCAAGUACGGAAAUUCGUGAAACCACGAGAUACGAAAAUGGCGUGAUGAGUCAAGUUGAAACAAUUCCGCCGCAAACGAGACAUCCUGAUCCAAUUUCCGAUCCGUUUUGUUGUUGGCUUUGCUGGCAAACGCCACCGUUGCACAGUAAUGGAUGUUCUUGUUGUUGUUGCUGCGACGGCGAUCCUGGAAGUAAUGUUGAAACGGGCGGCGGUGGUGGUAAUGAUUGUGAUUGUGGCGAAGGCUGUGGAGAUUGCUGCGGAGAAUGUUGUGGGGAAUGUUGUGGGGAAUGCGAUUGUAGUGAUUGUGUGUUUUGAAAAAGUGCAUUUGACCAUAUUGUGCCUAGAUAGGAGUGUCAUAUGGUAGAAAUUUACUUAAAUUUAUGAUGAUGUAGCUUUAUACAUGACAAUUACCUAGUAUUUUUACGUAUUAAAAUUAUAGGAAUUUGUGUAUUUUUGUUAAUUACGCUUAUAAAUAAAUAAAAAAAAUAUUAAAAAAAAAAACAGAAU